AGGAGAAAGCCAACACACUUCCCAGCUAGAGUCGGUCCCAGCUGCUUCCAGAAGGAAAGGAAGAUCUGUCCCUAUGCCAUCCCUGGAGGGUGACUUGCUGCUGACGUCCCCUGGGCCCUGCAGGCCGUGACGGGCCGCGUGUGCGGUUUCUGUGUGCCCUGGACGCCUGCGGCCGCCACCUAUGCACUCCAGCACCCCCAUCAGUUCCCUCUUCUCCUUCACCAGCCCCGCCGUGAAGAGACUGCUGGGCUGGAAGCAAGGAGAUGAGGAGGAGAAGUGGGCCGAGAAGGCGGUGGACUCUCUAGUGAAGAAACUGAAGAAGAAGAAAGGCGCCAUGGACGAGCUGGAGAGGGCCCUCAGCUGCCCGGGGCAGCCCAGCAAGUGCGUCACGAUUCCCCGGUCCCUGGACGGCCGGCUGCAGGUGUCCCACCGCAAGGGCUUGCCCCACGUUAUUUAUUGCCGGGUGUGGCGGUGGCCCGAUCUGCAGUCCCACCACGAGCUGAAGCCACUGGAGUGCUGUGAGUUCCCAUUCGGCUCCAAGCAGAAAGAGGUGUGCAUUAACCCUUACCACUACCGCCGCGUGGAGACUCCAGUGCUGCCUCCGGUGCUUGUGCCCAGGCACAGCGAAUACAACCCUCAGCUCAGCCUCCUGGCCAAGUUCCGCAGCGCCUCCCUGCACAGCGAGCCACUCAUGCCACACAAUGCCACCUAUCCGGACUCCUUCCAGCAGCCUCCAUGCUCUGCAUUCCCGCCCUCACCCAGCCACGCCUUCUCGCAGUCCCCGUGCACGGCCAGCUACCCACACUCUCCAGGAAGCCCUUCUGAGCCAGAGAGUCCCUAUCAACACUCAGACUUCCGGCCCGUUUGUUAUGAGGAGCCCCAGCACUGGUGCUCGGUCGCCUACUAUGAACUGAACAACCGAGUUGGGGAGACGUUCCAGGCCUCCUCCCGAAGCGUGCUCGUAGAUGGAUUCACAGACCCGUCAAAUAACAGGAGCAGAUUCUGUCUUGGACUGCUUUCCAAUGUAAACAGAAAUUCAACAAUAGAAAACACCAGGAGACACAUAGGAAAAGGCGUGCACUUGUACUACGUUGGGGGAGAGGUGUAUGCCGAGUGCGUGAGUGACAGCAGCAUCUUUGUGCAGAGCCGGAACUGCAACUAUCAGCACGGCUUCCACCCAGCCACCGUCUGCAAGAUCCCCAGCGGGUGCAGUCUCAAGGUCUUCAACAACCAGCUCUUUGCUCAGCUGCUCGCCCAGUCCGUUCACCAUGGCUUUGAAGUCGUUUACGAGUUAACCAAGAUGUGCACUAUCCGGAUGAGUUUUGUUAAGGGUUGGGGAGCUGAGUACCAUCGCCAGGAUGUUACGAGCACCCCCUGCUGGAUCGAGAUCCAUCUUCACGGACCACUGCAGUGGCUGGACAAAGUUCUGACUCAGAUGGGCUCUCCACAUAACCCAAUUUCUUCAGUGUCUUAACAGUCACAUCUUCAGCUCCACUUCUAUGGAGUAGAUGCUAUUGCAGGCAGUGGCUUAUAUCAUUUCAGAUUUGCAACUAACUGAAAUUUCUAAGUACAUGUGUAAAUACAUAUAAUGUACCCUAUUCAUAUUUUUAUCACCAUUUGUUUUGUGCUUCCUAGUUAACCUGGUGCCAGUACAGUGAGAUUAGAAAAGCAGGGUUUUCGUGCCUAUGCUGUAAUGAGAAGCGGCAGCAUUUGUGGAAGGAAACAAAUGAACAACAGUGUCAAUAGUAUUUGAAGGUGCUGGCAGAAUAAAAGGCAGCUGCAACCAGCCAUGUCAUUAUAAAGCACGUUGUGUGGCUUAACAGAAACAUUGCAGCUGUUUAUAGAGCAAAAAUCGGAUGUCCGUAGCACUAGGGCAAAUAACACGUUCAGACAAAACAAAGCAAUCAAACCGAUGUAGUUUCAAUGAUCUCACUUUUAGUGCUGUGGGCGAGAAAAAAAAA
Molecule: messenger RNA, 1961 nt
Organism: Galeopterus variegatus (Sunda flying lemur)
Lineage: Eukaryota; Metazoa; Chordata; Mammalia; Dermoptera; Cynocephalidae
Gene: SMAD9
Product: SMAD family member 9
Exons: 5
Coding region: 182-1474 (430 amino acids)
Biological process (GO): regulation of transcription by RNA polymerase II; anatomical structure morphogenesis; cell differentiation
Cellular component (GO): heteromeric SMAD protein complex
Molecular function (GO): DNA-binding transcription factor activity, RNA polymerase II-specific; RNA polymerase II cis-regulatory region sequence-specific DNA binding; I-SMAD binding
Source: RefSeq, a predicted model, not a curated record